Molecule: messenger RNA, 647 nt
Organism: Raphanus sativus (radish)
Lineage: Eukaryota; Viridiplantae; Streptophyta; Magnoliopsida; Brassicales; Brassicaceae
Product: auxin-responsive protein SAUR64-like
Exons: 1
Coding region: 144-578 (144 amino acids)
Biological process (GO): response to auxin
Source: RefSeq, a predicted model, not a curated record
UUCUCCUUCUAUAAAAUGAAUCAAGGCAAUGGUAUUUUUCAUCAUUCAUAACUAUCAUUCAGAGAGAGCGCUAAAUCAGAACUUACAAAAUCUGUUCUCUUUCUUUGUACUUCUAGCUUUUUUAAUUAAAUAUUUUUCAGAAAAUGGUAAUGAACACAAAGACGCUAAUCAAGAUGGUCAAGAAAUGGCAACAAAGAGCAGCCCUCCACAGGAAAAGGAUCUCAUUUCAGAGGUCGACUUCUACUGGUAGCAGCUCAACGUCAGUAGAGAAGGGUUGCUUCGUGGUUUAUACGGUGGACAAAGCCCGCUUUGCUUUUCCAAUAAGUUACCUGAGCAACUCUGUUUUCCAAGAACUCUUGAAAAUCUCUGAAGAAGAGUUCGGCCUACCCACAGAAGGACCAAUCACAUUGCCAUUUGAUUCUGUUUUCUUGGAGUAUCUUAUCAAAUUGGUCCAGCGACGAAUGGAUGAAGAUACAGAAAAGGCUUUGCUAAUGUCAAUCUCUAAUGCUAGAUGUUCUUGGCAAUGCUCUUUGCAAUUACAAGAUCAAAGUAGUAGUCAACAUUUGCUUGUAUUUUAAAGUGUAGCAGUUUCUGUAUUAGAUAGACACAGAAAUACAAAUGAUUAUCUUCAUCUCUUCUCAUCAAAA